Messenger RNA from Podarcis lilfordi (Lilford's wall lizard), 8837 nucleotides. The record is from the annotation of a GenBank genome assembly. NCBI's taxonomy places the organism in Eukaryota, Metazoa, Chordata, Lepidosauria, Squamata, Lacertidae.
GGUUGAUCUCCCCUCAACGGCAAACCAGCGCUGCUAACGCGAGAGGACGAGGGGCGGGCCGCUUGAAAACAAACCAAUGGGGGAGAGCCGGCAGGGUGACGUAAGCGGGAGGCGUGGCUUCGUGGCGGUGCCGCCGUGAGGGCAGCGACUAUGGAGAAGGCGGCGGCGGGAGGCGGAGCGGAGCCUCCGGGCCGGAGGGAGGCCGCGACGCUGCCCGGGCCCAGCAGAGACACGGUGCGUGGCCGGCGGGCCUUUCCUCUCCUCUGGGCGGGUGGGCUGCUCCUGGCCAGGGAGGCUCUACUGCCGGCUGCCCUGCUUGGAAGCGGGGCGAGGGGGGCCGCCUGACGGGGUUUUCGGGGGUCGCGUAGAUGACCUGCGGGGUCCCCUUCCAACUGCCUCAGACGCGCGAGCUGGACGUUGGAGGAGUCCCGAGGGAUGGAAGGAGCGAGUUCUUUUCGCGGCGCAGCUAAACUGCGGAACUCCCUCCCGCAGGAGGGUGAAAGGGCUUCGUGGAGAAGAAGCAAGCCUGUCCCACCGCUGGCCCUGAUGGAGGCUGUGCUCUGCCUCCUUGGGCCCAGGGAGCCGCAGGAAGGGAGUGUUGCUCUUGGGCUGAUGAUAAUAAUAAUAAUUUAACAACAACAACAACAAUAAUAUUAAUAAUAUUUAUACCCCUCCCAUCUGCCUGGGUUUCCCAACAACAACAAUAAUAAUAUUAAUAAUAUUUAUACCCCUCCCAUCUGCCUGGGUUUCCCCAGCCACUCUGGGCGGCUUCCAGCAAAAUAUUAAAAUACAGUAGUCCAUCAAACAUUAAAAGCUUCCCUAAACAGGGCUGCCUUCAGAUGUCUUCUAAAAGUCUGGUAGUUAUUUUUCUCUUUGACAUCUGGUGGGAGGGCGUUCCACAGGGCGGGUGCCACUACCGAGAAGGCCCUCUGCCUGGUUCCCUGUAACUUGGCUUCUCACAGUGAGGGAACCGCCAGAAGGCCUUUGGAGCUGGACCUCAGUGUCCGGGCAGAACGAUGGGAGUGGAGAUGCUCCUUCAGGUAUUCUGGGAACAGGAGGCUGAACUGGAUGGGCCCCCUUUGGCCUGAUCCAGCAGCCAGGCUCUUCUUAAGCCCUCUUCUUGCCCGCUGGAUCAGAGCAAAGGCACCUGCUCUGAGGACGGAAGCUGUGGCCAGCAGAAAUGCCAGUUUUGCCCGUCAUGGCUAGAAGGUCUUAAGAUGGGAGGUGUUCCAUGUGAUGGGGCUCAGGUCUUUGUAAAAGGGGAUUCUGAAAGUUGAGGUCCUGAAACAAACCCCCCCCCCCAUCUCAUAUAUACCUCCAUAUAGGCUGAAGGUCCUGUUAUGAGAGAAUGUUGAAUUUGGACAUCAUGAUUAUUAUUAUUUUGCGGGCAGGGGGUGCAUGGGUGGGUUGCUAGCUAGUCAGGUGUUCAUCAGCAGAGUGCUCCCGAUUCAGAAUACUAGCCACUCUGUAACUUCCUGCCCCGGGUUUCUUUCCCCCUGCUAAUAGUCCCAUCAACAUUCUGCAUCCACGGCAGUCCUGCUGAUACCUGUUCCUUGUAAAUGGAUGGUGCUGUUUUGGCUACCUAAUGGCUCUCACAGCCUGAACCUUGGAAAUCGGGGGGGAUUCAUAUAGUAUAUUUGUUGUUGUUUUGUACUUUCUGUCUCCCUUUUUGGGCAACACCUGAAAGUGCAUCUUGCAGUAAAUGAAACAGGCAUGUGUUUGAUAUGGGGCCAAUGAUGAAAUAAGUAAAAAACUGGGCAUCAAUAGAAGGCAGGAAAGCUCCCCUGCUUUGGACUGUGUUGUCUUUCAGGUAUAAUGGCUGUCAAAUGUCUCCUUCUGACAGGGGCAGAGGGACAAGAAGAGGACAAGCAGGGAAACACCAGUGGAGAAAAGGGGGCCGUACCUCAUGAGCAAAACUCCUUCCAUUCAGGAUAAGCUACGUAAGUCAGGACUGGAAUCUACGUUACAUGAGGGCACAGCCUUCACAAGUAAGUGGGCUCACUGCUUGAGGAGCAAGGGAAGAGCCCUGCUUAGUUGGACUGCAGGCCCACCUAGCUCAGUGUCUUCUUCCCACAGUGGCCAGUAAGAUGCCCACAGGAAGCCCAUAAGCGGUUCAUUUGAACAGUAGCACCAUUCCCACUCGUGUUCCUCAACAACUGGGGUAUUCAGAGCAUUGAGACGGGGAUGAGUCACCCCUUGCAUGGUCAAUUUAGAGACAUUUGUGAAUUUGGAGACAUUUAGGUCAAUUGUGAAUUUAGAGACAUUUAGGUCAAUUGUGAGCCAGGGUGGUGUAAUGGUUAAGAGUCGUGGACUUGUAAUCUGGUGAACCGGGUUUGAUUCCCCGCUCCUCCACAUGCAGCUGCUGGGUGACCUUGGGCUAGUCACACUUCUUUGAAGUCUCUCAGCCCCACUCACCUCACAGAGUGUUUGCUGUGGGGAGGAAGGGAAAGGAGAAUGUUAGCCGCUUUGAGACUCCUUCAGGUACUGAUAAAGCGGGAUAUCAAAUCCAAAUCAAAUCAAACAUUAGUUUUGCUUUCAGCAGACAAUAGUUUGUAGUUAGUGUGUGUGUCCCCAAGAUGCUGUGGCACCUUGAGGGCAUCCCUGCUUUGACUCCGGUUACCUUCUGCAGAUCCCACUUUGCCUCAGAGAAUCUGUCUGAAAUAUCCCACUUUUUUCAUGAUUUGACCAAAGCCUCCACACGUCUCUAGUUGGGACUAAAUUGCUGUUAGCAACAACAAUAAUACAACACCUGCUUACUGUCAGCCAUGUACAGCCAUGAAAGAAGUGACAAUGUAGGCAGGAGAAGUGACGGCAAUUGUUCCUGCUUGAGCUUCAUUGUGGAGGAGCAGGGGUGGAGCGUUCCUGUGGCCUCAACAAUGGGAGAUGUAGCCCAACAACAUCUGAAGGGGCACAGGCUCCCUAGCCAUCCAGCAGGGUACAGAUAUGGGGGUGGGAUGUCAAAGGGUUUCAUGGAUUAUUUUCUAUGGAAAUUACUGACUUAACUAGGAAGGCAGAAAUAGUUGUGGUUUCUUCACUACUGAGCAGAAAGUGCUGCAGGAAGAAGGCAAGGCAAUGACGUGGAGGAUAAGACUCGUCCAUGCUUACCAGCCACAAUAACUAGGUGCUCCCCCCACUGUCUGAGAUAGGAAGCCUCUUUAUGCCAGUUGCUGGAGAGAGUAUUGUUACGCUCAGGUUAUGCAUGUGGGUUUCCCACUGAGGCAUCUAGUUGGCCAACGUGAGGACAGGAUGCUGGACUGGAUGGGCCCUUUUUGGCCUGAUCCAGCUGCAGGUCUUUUAUGUUCUACACCCCAUCCUACACCUUUUUUGCUUUUUUGCAACACCAGCAACACCUGAAUGUUUGCUGCAGGGGUGGGAACCCCUGGGACUUCCCCAAGAUGGCUUGCACAGCAUAGUUGCCACGCCAACCCACUUUAAUAGAUGGCAAACCCCUGAGAGUGUGUUUUGGCAUCUCCUGGGCAACCAGAGGAUUCAGAUGAUUCAUGUCCUGUGCAGGCAGCCUUUCCCCAGAGUGGGUUUUUCUGCUGUCCUUUUGCAGUAAAUAUUUGUCUGAACUUGCCCCACAGGCAGCAGUUGGCUGGUGGGGUGUGGUUUAUGGGAGCAAAUAUUCAUUGAGUUUGCCUUGGUCAUUUUGGGGGCUGCAGAGAAACAUCGUGAGAUGGCAAAGGCGAUGCUGCGGAGGAAGGGAGGCGCAUUCUCAGGAGCCGUCCGGCACCAGCCCAAGCUACCAGUCAAGAGGUCCAGUCCAUUUUCUUACUGUUUGGGGGGAUUUGGGGCUUUUUUGUGAGUUCAGUGACCCUUAACAAGUCCACAUGUGUUAGGUUAGGCUGCUAACGUUGGUGUCCUGCUAACCUAAUCUAGCGCUCUCUCUACUGCUCCCCUUGAUGGGGUGAAUUCAGAAAAGCAGCCAAAGGCCUCCAGAAAUGGCACAAUUUAAGAGAUGGGCCGGUGCAGCUCAGAGGUAGAAACUCUUGCGUUGCAGGAAGGUGGUGCCAGGUUCAGUCCACAAGAUCUCCAGGUGGGGCUGGGAGACACUCCUGUCUGAAAGUGGAGAGCUUGGGCAGGGGACCCCAGGCUUGGGCCAACAGUCCUCUUUCUUUGGCCUGCCAAGCCUUUUGGGACAAGCUGCACUCACCUGGCAUCAUACUGCUGGGUGUCAGGAGCUUCUGAAGCUUUGAACCAAGCAGGAUUGUAUUUCUGCAAAUCAGCUGAUAUGCCGAGUUCAAUCCUGCUUGGUGCAGAGCACAAACGGUCUCACUUGGUUGAGGUAGCUUCCUCUGUCCCCAUUGUUGAAAAGUCAGCCUUGACUGCAGGAUUCAGCUUUGAAUGAUUUGAAAUGUGCUUCCAGAAUACGUAGAUAAAGAACCUGACUUUUUUGCCAAAAGCCACAUCAGGUUUGUCCAGUUGAGACAGUGACUUGCCCAAGGCCAUCUUCUGCCUGAGUGACACCCUGUCCUUUGCACCAACACCCUUCCCUUCACCUUCCCCCACUCUCAGGUGCUUCAUAUUGGUUUUUGCCUCUUUCUCUAGGUCAGUGAAGUUCAACAAGGGCUAUGCUGCCCUCAGCCAGAUCUCAGAUGAAACCCUGGUGUCCCUGGACUCUGACAGGUGAGGGGUGAGUGGGACCUGCUUGCUGAUUGUGGGUAGGAAAGGCCAAAAAGGUUUGAGCAUUGCCACCAAUUUUAAAUGGCUCUAAAAAGGAGUGUUCGCAAAGAGGAUCAGUCUGUGAACGGGAUACCAGUCACAGUAGCCCUGUAGAGCUUCCAAUUUCAGAAGCCGUCUUCCCCUGAAGAUAUGGGGGAGCAAUGGCAGGAGUCAGCAUUGCUUGUGGGCUUCCCAGAAGCAUCUGGUUGGCUGCUCUGGGAAUAGGUUGCUGGACUAGUCUGAUCCAGCAGGGUCAUUUUAUGUUCUUAUGGGAGACAAACUUCCUCUCAUGUCACAAAACCCUAUUCAUUCUUAGCAGAGAACUGGGAGCCGGAAGUGUGCUGGAAAUACCCUUUCAGUUUGUGCUGACCCUUGGUGUUUUUCUCUCCUAGUGAUGAGGAGCUGGAAUCAAGAUGUUCCUCCGGUUACUCCUCUGCAGAGGCAAGUCUGGUGCAUGGCUUGCUCCUUACAAGCAUUGAAAUUGACCUGCAGGUGGUGGGGUUUGUCUGCCUGUCUGUUUGACCUUCUGAUGGUUAGUGAGCAAAGGCUUUUAUGGCAGGUGGGGGUGGGGUGCAAGAUGAACCACAGAUGCUCAUGUUGCCUGCUCAUUAAUCUUGGGGUGCAAAGACCUUCCAGAUGCUGUCAGCCUCCAUCUCUAGCCAGCCAGUCGCCAGGGAUGGGAGAGCGUGUAGUUUGGGAGCCCUUUCUUACAUGCAAUGUCUAUGUGUGCAUGUGUCCCAGUAAGCAUGUUGUGACUGACCAUGAGUGAGGAAAUGUAGGCACAUGGAAGUGUGUGCGCACACCUGCAUUUUCUCACUCGCAUGCUUGCUAGGAAGGAGAGCUCUCCAGGCCUUUCUUCCUGUCCAAUCCUAUAAGGGGACACAGUUCUGAAUAGAUAAGCGUAGGAAUAUGCUCUUAAGUAUUCUUAGGAUUUGAAAAAAACAACCAUAAUUAAAAUGCACAAUAAAAGAAAACAGUGAAGAAGCAUAGCAAGUAAAACAGUGGGGUAAAAGCAGUCAAGGUAUUUAGAUCAGGAAGUUCAAGUUCAGGAGAAUGCUUGCCUCAACCGGCGUGUCUUCAAGAGCCAGCAGAAUGCCACUACAGUACUGAUGGGGCUCUCAUAUUUCUGCAUGGAGCGCAAUGCAAGUCACUGAUUCCAUCAGUGGAAAACCCUGCCUCCGUGUUACCACAAACCGAUAACCAGCAGGCCGUGUCUAAUUCCAUAGUCCCCCAGCAGGUGUUUUCAGCUUGUCCCUCCUCUUCCGUCUCAGGUCAACCAGGAUCUCAGCCGCCAGCUGCUGCAAGAUGGGUAUCGCCUCGAUGAAAUCCCAGACGACGAGGACCUUGACCUCAUCCCUCCCAAGCCUGUGUCAUCCUCACCAUGUCCCUGCUGCUUUGGGGAGUCUGCCUCCUGCUCCAUCCAGUAAGGAUCCAAAGAGCAGGGCUGCACUGCACAGGUCAAGAACCCAGCACUUUCCCCCCUUCCUUUCAGACGCCUGGAGGUCCAGCAGUGGCGAUGGAGUCUGGCACCGAGCCUUGACCAAGCCGAUAGGGAGCAGGAAGAGGGUGCUUUGGUGGCUGGGAAAGCGGGGUGCACCGUUGCCCUGCUCGCACUUGCCCAGGCACCAACCAGCCUCUUGAAGCUCUUUUCUGUGGUGCACAUACAAGACUGUUCAGUGGAAGCCCUUGGAAGGCUCUGAGCCAGCUGGCUCCCUUGCCUGGGAAUGCCUUUGGAGAAAGAUGCAGAUGGGAGAAGAGGACAGGGCAAGUGUUUUCCUCCUUAAAGGCAAACUGCCAAGAUUUUUUUGUGAAAGGGAAUGAAGAAUGGACUAGGACAAGUUUAAACUUUAGUUUACAAAAAUUACGAUUGGGGGAAAAAAGCACAGCAAUCACUACAUCGCGUCAAACAGAUUUUCCUCACUUGCUCAGGAUCCUUUCCUGGACUCCAGUGCUUGAGCCACAAUCUCCUGCGGUCCUUGUAGAGCUGGACUAUGAUGUUGUUAUGCGGAUUUCUGGGAUGGAGAAGCUCCUCUAUCAAGCUGCAUGGAUGGAGCGCCGCCUGCUAGCUCCUCGCAGUCUCUUGAACCCUCUGCUGGCUUUGCUGCCUGGAAGCUGCUGCUCUCACCCCUUUCCCUUGAGGAGCUUUCAAAACAGUUUCACCAGCUGCUGCAUCGUCUCAAAUUGACCCUCAGCAUUAAGUCUUGGCCUGGUGAAAAAUGGACCUACUGCACCUUUUUUCUUGGUGUGGGAGGGAGGUGAAUCCCCCCCCUCCCACAGAUAGAGGGGAAGGGUUCACUUGCCUUGCCUUGGAGGCUGGUCCUCCCUGGCAAAAGGGCCAACAAAUCUGACAUCCCUGGCUCCGGAUGAGAAUCCUGGUUAGUUUAGGUCAUGGCUGCCUCACUUUGACUGGGGAGCUGGUGCUGAUUCAGACAUGCUUGCGCCUCUCCCCUACCCUCUUCCGAAGUGAAUAGAGACCAAGCAGAGGAGGAAGGCUAAGGUGCUAGCGCCCAUAGCCUCAUUUCUGUUGCCUGCCUUUGUGUGAUGAGGGGUCUAGACCAGGUGUGGCUCCAAGCGCCAUCCAAGUGCUGCUGUUGGACUUCAGCUCCCAUCUUCCCUGACUGUUGGCCCUGCUGUCUGGGGUUGAUGGGAUAUGGAGUCUCCACAGGCCACAGGUCUCCCAUCCCUGCAUCAGUUCCUGUUAUUCUGACUUAAUUUCCCCAUAAUUAGAAUCGGCUUAUGCAGCCUCCUUUUGAUUUCAAGCAGUGCAUAGUGUGUUUUCCAUGCACACUAAGUGACAGCUUGUGAGCAAGAGCUGCGAUCUAGCCUUUCUGAUUCGCUAGCACCAGCUGUGGUUCACUUUAUGUGGCAGUUGUGGAGAAUAGGGAGGGGAGGAAUUGCCAGCAUUUGUGAGUGUUGCUUUGUGAGGUACCCUGCUAGCAUGCAAGUUGGGGCCAUGAUCUCCCCUCCACCUGGUGCUUUCCAGUUGUGCUGGUGCUUUCAGCCCAAGCAUGGCCAGUGAUUAAGGAUGAUGGGAGUUACGGUCCAGCAACACCUGGAAGGCACUAGGUUGGGGGAGGAAGAUGUGCCCUGUAUAUUUGGGCAGCCUCACUGAGUAAUAAAUCCGUAUGAAUGGUACCCCCCUUAGCUGCCUUGGUCUGGGGACCAUAGCAGGCUAUUACCUCUGCCGUCUAAACUGAAGCUUUAGUAGCAAGAGAUCCAGAGGUCUCUGAAGGCACUAACACAACUUGAGCAAGAUGCCACUGCACUGUUGUCCUCUGUUACUGUAAGCAGCUAAAAGUGGCGGCUGCUACCCCCACCCCCACCCCCCAUUUCCUGGAAAACUUGCCAAUAGGGAUGAGAUAGUCUUGCCCUACUUGGCAGACUUGAUCCUAAACUGGAGUUCUCUCUGCUCUGCUUAGCUGUUCCCAGGUGAGUGGCACCCAGGAGGCCAUUUCCAGUUGGGUAUAUGUGUUUUGUUAGAAUUAUUCGUCAAGAUAGGCCACGUGGCAGGCCAUAACACAGGCCAGUGUUUACUCACUGGGGAACAUGCUUAGCAAGAGGCAGGCAAGUGAACUCUGCACUUUCCAGCCCUCCGGUAGAGACUUGGUUGCUGGUGCAGCCACUAGAUUACAUAGGCAACUUUUCCCACCCCCAGCUGCCUUUCAUUUUCUAUAUUUAUUUGUGCUGCCUGCAGCAUCCUCUGCCUGCAAAUCCUCUGGAGACAACUUCUCCAUGGUAAAAGGUUGAUGUUCCUGGACAGGUUCGAGCUGUUCAGUCCUAGUUGCAGUAAGCUUUUAAUAGUGUGUAACGUUAGAUGAGGUGGACAGUGGAGAGCCAGGACACUAGUAGACCUGUAGAGAGAAAACUGCCGGCUUUCUGCUGCAAAAUAAGCUUGGCAGGCUGACAGUGUUGUGUAUGUUGGGGUUUCAGGGUGGAAAAAGGAGUUCAGUGACUGUGUCCUAUAGAGUGUUUAAAAAGCUGCCUUAAAAUAUUGAAAUGCAUUAAAUGAAGUGAAAUUGAAACACAAACCAACCUUGAAAGGCACAGAGGACAAUCUUAUUGGAUAUUAAUGUUAUUGUAUAUGCAGAGAACUAUUUAGCAAAUAGUUUUAUAUAUAUACUGAGCAAGGGAAGUGUGCAUUAAUAAAACUCUACCUUGUAUUCACAAGGCUUGGA